AGCAAAGGUGAGCAACAUGAUCCAAACUCAAUCCAAGGUGUCUAAACUCCUGUGAGAUAUACAACGAUGUCUAUUAAUAACAUUUUGAAAGGCAUGGGCUACAAGUUCAUCUCCUCGAUUGGUGAAGGCAGUUUUUCCCAAGUCAAGCUCGCCACCUCUCAGAAGCACCACUGUAAUGUGGCCAUCAAAAUCGUGGACCGCGUAAAGGCCCCCGAGGAUUUCGUCCGAAAGUUUCUCCCAAGGGAACUGGCAGUUUUAAGACAAGUGAGGCACGACCACAUUGUCCAAAUGCACGAAUUCAUCGAGGUGGCCGGUAAGCGACUCUGUAUCGUGAUGGAAGCUGCUGCAAAAGAUCUCCUUCAGAAGAUACAUGAAGUGAAUCGCAUCCCAGAAGACCAAAGCAAAACCUUGUUCUCUCAGAUGGUCAGUGCUGUCAACUACCUCCACCAGAUGGACGUCGUCCAUCGGGACCUCAAAUGCGAAAACAUACUGUUGACAGCCGAAGAACAAGUAAAGAUUACAGACUUUGGUUUCGCCCGCAGCAUUCAAGACCCAUCAGAGCUCAGUCACACCUUCUGCGGUUCUGCAGCCUAUACUCCACCUGAAGUCAUCAUGGGAACGCCGUACGACCCAAAGAAGUAUGACGUAUGGAGCCUCGGGGUGAUUCUAUACAUCAUGGUGACUGGAAAGAUGCCGUUCGAUGACACCAAUGUGAGAAGACUUCACCGGCUUCAGCGGAAGUCUCUGGUUUAUCCGGAUGACGCUCCUGUUGAGGAACCAUGUCGGGUCUUCAUCCGUACUCUGCUCCAGUUUAAUCCUUCCACACGUCCGACCAUUCAACAGGUGGCAGAACAUCAGUGGCUGCAGAUGGGACAAGGCUGAAGAACAAGAGCUAAUAAAACAAUGUGUGCAAUUGCAGAAAAA
Messenger RNA from Rhinichthys klamathensis goyatoka, 924 nucleotides. It is a transcript of the gene tssk6, whose product is annotated as testis-specific serine kinase 6. The transcript has a single exon. Gene Ontology annotation, cellular component: cytoplasm. The coding region runs from base 67 to 882 and encodes 271 amino acids. Gene Ontology annotation, molecular function: tau-protein kinase activity; ATP binding; protein serine/threonine kinase activity. The record is from RefSeq and is a predicted model, not a curated record. Lineage: Eukaryota; Metazoa; Chordata; Actinopteri; Cypriniformes; Leuciscidae. Gene Ontology annotation, biological process: microtubule cytoskeleton organization; intracellular signal transduction; protein phosphorylation.